This is a messenger RNA of Vollenhovia emeryi, 3143 nucleotides long. RefSeq names its product homeobox protein Hox-A1-like. Gene Ontology annotation, molecular function: DNA-binding transcription factor activity, RNA polymerase II-specific; RNA polymerase II cis-regulatory region sequence-specific DNA binding. Lineage: Eukaryota; Metazoa; Arthropoda; Insecta; Hymenoptera; Formicidae. The transcript is spliced from 2 exons. The coding region runs from base 898 to 2343 and encodes 481 amino acids. Gene Ontology annotation, cellular component: nucleus. Gene Ontology annotation, biological process: regulation of transcription by RNA polymerase II. The record is from RefSeq and is a predicted model, not a curated record.
GAUAAAAAGAAGGAACGAAAAAUAAAAUUCACACUGGUGAUCCAUCAUGAGGCAGUGGACUCGGGGCGCGCAGACUCGCCCAUGAUUGGUUGGCGCCGCCCAAUCGCCAUCACGUGACUACGCCAAAGUACCGCCCUUCGAUAAUGGAGACUCCCCCCUGGAACUAACCUUACGCAGCGCAAUACCUCCACUCUACGUCUGGACGAUACGCCCAAGCGAGAGAGAGAGAGAAGGAAGACUGAAACACGCCAGACCACUGCGGGUCAGUCUCACCUGUGUGCAGCUUUCCGCUACGCUAGUCCACCUCACCAGUCCACUCCAACGGCCCAUGUUGGACGGUUCGACUGCACGAGUGUCCGCGCGGAUUAUUUUCGUGGACGACGGUUAACGUUUCGCAGUGCCCGCGGAUUGGCGUCGUUGUUAGCUGUUCUCCGAGGACUGUAAACCGCUCACUUUCGGAGCAUAUCAAAUUUUACAAAGCAAAAUUUUACAAAGCUACCGCAUACCUUCCGCGUGAUAUUAUAGUGCACACUUGUGACAACUCGAAGAUUUAAUACUUGCAAUUAGUUGCUUCUGUGAUUUUACAUUUUGUGCAACCUGUGGACAUUUAUUGCUCCGUUUAAGACUUUCGUUCGAGAUCUUGCCGAGUAUUGAUUAAUUCUGUGCUUCUCGUGAACUCGUUUAGCGGGACAAAUUUAAAUGUCCCUUCUUUCGUGUCUAUUUAUAUAAUACUAAGGGAUUGUAAAUUUGCAUACGCGAUGUUGAAAUGAUGAGUUUAGAGAGCAGUGUACAAUUUUAGCCAUGAUGUAAAUCAUCUCUCUCGUUUCCACUUGGACAGUACGCAUCGGAGUUGCCGAAACAGUGGGUGGUCAAUUGAUUCGUCUCUCCGUUACGAGGAUGAUGAUGAUGGACAUGGGCAUGUACGGGACCUAUGGCAAACCUGACUCAUAUCCUAACUAUGUGUUCUCGGGUCAAGGAAAUCAUCACCAUCAUCACCAUCACCAGCCGUCAUCCGUCGGCGGUCACGUGUCUGUGCCGCCGUCCCCGGAGGUAGCUCCAACUCAUUACUACCCCCAGACUGCAGUGGCGCCAUAUUCUUCAUCGUCUUCCGAGAGUUUCCUAACCGCUGAUUCAGGCACGUCGUCCAGUACGCCGCCUCAAGGCUUCUACUCCCCGACGGGCGCCGUUCUCCACGAGAACGGCUCUACCACGGCGAUAAUCUCCUCGGAGAAUGGUCUGAGCUACACCAAUCUGGAUUACGCGUCGUCCUCGUCGUACUCGAAUCAACAGCAACACGCAGUAGCCCCGGUGGAUCCGCAUCAAAGUUACCACGUUCAACAGGCUGCUUACCGAGAGGAUCCUCAUCAUCAUCAUCAUCACCAUCAUCCAGCCGGCGGUAGCAGCCUCCAUCAAACCACGGUACCCUCAACUAGUCAUCCAAGAACGGAACACGAUCAGCAACUCCACCAUCAAUCCUCUAGUCAUCACCAUCACCACCAUCAUCAUCACCACCACGAACCCGAUUAUCCAAUAGCAGUCGCCGGGACCUCGAAUUAUCUUCAUCAACUGUCCUCCUCGGACGAAUCUUUGCAUUAUCAGACGCAGAUUCAGCAAAGCGAGUUCUCCACGCACCCGCCGGGACAUUACAAAGAGGAGAGCUCGGACACAGCUACUUAUCACAUUUUGCAGCAGUCCAGUCACCUUCAGCAUCCCCAUCAGCACGGGCACCAUCAUCAGCAGCAGCAUUCGCACGCGCAUCAUUCGCAGCAGCAACAGCAGCAGCAGCAGCAGCAACAACAGGCGCAAGUACCUACGUACAAGUGGAUGCAGGUCAAGAGAAACGUACCGAAGCCAGUCGCGACGAAGGCAAAUCCGAAUGUAAUAGAGUUCGGUGGCAGCGCAGCCGCGGGAUCGAGCUCCUCCGUGUACGGAAGCACCGCCAGCGGAACAGUGAGCUGCAUCGCCGGAUCACUGGCCGGUAUCGCCGGCAGUUUCAACAAUACAGGCCGCACGAACUUCACGAAUAAACAGCUCACCGAGCUGGAGAAGGAGUUUCACUUCAACAAGUACCUGACGCGAGCGAGGCGCAUCGAGAUCGCCUCCGCGCUCCAGCUUAACGAGACCCAGGUGAAGAUCUGGUUCCAGAACAGGCGGAUGAAGCAGAAGAAGCGUAUGAAGGAGGGCCUGAUACCGGCGGACAGCACGAACGUGACGCCACUGAGCGGUGCCAGGAGCAGCAGCAAUUCCCCGACGGGCUCGUCCAGCCACGAGAUCGGCGGCCUCGGCUUGUCCAGCUUCCCCAGCGACAACAGUAGGGAAUCACCCCCAUCUUCCAAGGAUUGACGCGACUUUUGCUGCAGUAACGAACGCCACUACGGUCUAUGAUUCGAUGACUGCUAGAGCUCGGCGGUUAUUCGGAGCCGGAAGUUCAAUAAGAAUCAUGACAAUUACUGCAGCCACGAGUCAUUUUCCAAUUCGCCAUUUCAGGCUGCAUCGCGAAAAUACGUAAUACGGCGAGGGAGUUAAGACAAGUAAUGUCAUUCUGUAUCCUGAAAGUAGAGGUAUGUGAUAUAUGUAUAUACGGGACGCAUCUAUCUUCCCGUUUCUAAAUUAUAUAAAAUACGACAUUGAUUGUGCUCUAAUUCCACCAUAUUGUACGAGUCGUCCGAAUUCAGAAGUGACACGGGGAAGGUUACGCCCGCGGAAAAAGAUAUUGAUACAGUUUCGUAUUACAACACAAUGCUGCAUUCCGAGAUGUCUUUUCGCGCCGACUCUCACUCUCUUUAUUUAGUCUAUUAAAGAUUGUACAUUCAUUUUGAGUAUAUUAUUUAUUUCGCGUAUGUACGUUUAUCUUACAAUUAGUUCCCAAAGCGCCUUGUAAAAUUGUGUAAGUUCAAAUCUUAUCUUUCCGCAAUCUAUACAUUCUCUUCAAGGUUACCAUGUACCUCAGUUUUUAUAACGACAUUUAUAGAUAUACAUAUGUAAAUGCUGAUAAUCGCGCGAAUCGUUAAUAUUUUUAGUUGCGUUCCCUUAAAAACUUUUUCCGAGUAUCACUCCGUUUACGUUAACAAAACGAUUACAUUCUAAAUUCCAGGGUUGGGAAAGUUACUUUAUGAAAGUAUCUAGUUACAGUUACAGUUACA